AACUUUUAUUUCACGCUACCUCUACAAUUUAUUGUUUGCAAUGCUUGGAACCAUUCUUUUUAUACUUUUUGUUAUAUGGGUUAUAUUUCGGAUUACUGAUACAAGAAAUCAUAGCAAAGCUUGUCUGGUGGGGAAAACUGCUGUAGUUACCGGAGGAAACAAAGGAAUUGGGUUUCAAACAUCAAUAGGUUUGGCGGCUCGUGGCUGUAAGGUUAUAAUAGCUUGUAGAACAAAUGCAGAAAAUGAGAAAAACGAAAUUAUAAAACUAACAGAUAAUCCCAACAUAAUUAUAAAACAUUUGGAUUUAGCCUCGUUUAAAUCUGUGAGAGCGUUAGCAAAAGAUUUAAAUAAAACUGAAGAAAAAAUUGACAUAUUAAUCAAUAAUGCAGGUCUAGCUAAAGUAGUCGAUAAUUUAACUGAGGAUGGGUUUCAGUAUAUUUACCAAGUCAACUUUUUAGGACCAUUUUUGCUUACACAUCUUUUAUUAGAUAGUUUAAAGAAGGCCAAAAAAGCCCGUAUACUAUUCCUAUCGUCAAACUUGGUUUGGUUACAAUCUCUAACUGUAAAUACGAUGAGUGAAAAAUGUGAAAAAGUAUCAUUUAUGUAUCUUCAGAAUGCUUAUGGCAAUACCAAGGCAGCCUUAGCAAUUGUGGCAAGAGUUAUGGCUGAGAAACUGAAAUCGCAUAGUAUAAAGUGCAAUGCUCUUCACCCUGGUUACUGUUAUACAGAAAUUUUUGAGGCUACCAGCAAUGUUGUGCCUACAUUUGUAGUGAAGGCAUUUUAUUUGUUCAGCAAAAUUUAUGCAAAGACUGCCGAGGCUGGUGCUCAGUUAACUUUAAAAUUAGCGAUGUCGAAAUCGUAUGAAAAUUUAAGUGGUGCUCUUCUGUGGGACUUGCAUACCUUACCCAGUCCUGGAAUCGUAAGAGAUAAGAGAUUUGGAAACGAAUUUUGGAGCGAAACCGAAAAACUUGUGGGACUAAAAGAUAGUGAAAAAAUUAAAUAAAAUGUUUAUAAUAUAAAUAAAACAUGGUUUAUUAAAUAUAUUAUUAUAUUCACACAACGACUUAAAAAAACGUAAUUUGGGAAAUAAAAAGCAUUUUAUCUGAACCAAUUAUUUAAACAAUUUUUUUAGAGAAAAGAUUACAAAAAAUGUAAAUUUUUCUAAGAUUAAAC
This is a messenger RNA of Brassicogethes aeneus, 1173 nucleotides long. Lineage: Eukaryota; Metazoa; Arthropoda; Insecta; Coleoptera; Nitidulidae. The record is from the annotation of a GenBank genome assembly.